Molecule: messenger RNA, 1485 nt
Organism: Rhizophagus irregularis DAOM 181602=DAOM 197198
Lineage: Eukaryota; Fungi; Glomeromycota; Glomeromycetes; Glomerales; Glomeraceae
Source: RefSeq, a predicted model, not a curated record
CUUUGUUUCAUAAAAUAGUUUUUUGCAUUAACUAUAUUAAUAAAUUAUUAUAAAAUCAUUUCACUAUCAACGAAAUUGGCAUAACUAAUAUAAAAAUUCCAAUCUGAAGAACCUUUGUGAUAAAUUUAAAUUCACAAGAAAAAAAAAUUCCUCUAAUAAUAAUAACAACUAAUUUACAAUCAGACAAAAUGAGCGAUACACCGCAAAUAAUAAACCAUGAAACACCGCAAAAAACAAACGAUGUAGAAAGAAUGGAGCGGGUAUUGAGACUGAAAGAUUUAAAAGAAGUUACAGAAAAAAAUCUGAAUCUUGUAAGGAAAGCGAAACGUGAUCAGAGAUUGGCAAUAUUUUUUUCGGUCACUGUUAUUAUAAUUGGAAUUGUUUUUAUUACUUAUGAAAGUGUGAAUAAGGAUUCAACAGCUUUUAAGAUUGUAGCAAAUUCUCUAUCUGGUAUUUUAAGUGGGAGUAUCAUUUUUUCGAGUAUUAAAGGCAUUUUUGAAAUUAAUGAAAAGUCAAAAAUAAUUGACAAAAUUAAUAUUGGUCCUUCUGUGGUUGAUAUAGAAAAGGGUGAUAUUUGGGCGCAUGAUAAAAAAGAAACUUUGGAUGAUGUGAAAAAUAUAAUAAAGAUUGUUCGGGAAAGGAAUGAAAAUUUAAAUCGCAUGAGAAUAGCGUGUUUUAUUUUAAAUACUAUUUGUUCCCUUAUUUUGAUAGCUCUUAUUCUUUUAAAUGUUUUUUUUAGUUUCAUUUUAUCAAAAAGAACAAAUAGAACAGAUGAUUAUAUUUAUACAAUAAGUGUCCUUCUUAUUACUGGUGGGAUGUAUAAUAUAUUCCGCUCUAUGCUUUUACUUUUGCUUUUAAUAGAACCAAGUGUUUUACAGAAUUAUUCAUUGAUUAACUAUCUCUUUGUUAUUCACCUGUUUUUAACCUUUCUUAUUCGUAUGAAAAAUAAUGGGAGAAACAAUAAAAAUGGGAUAAAUAACAAUAAUGAGAGAAAUAAUAAUAAUGAGAGAAAUGAUAAUGAUGAAAACGUUAAGGAAAAUGAUAAAACCGACGGAGAGAAGUGCACUAAGAAGUGCAAGUUUGAAGAUGAUAUAUCGUUUGAUUUUUUUUGUGUGAAAUUUUUUAUUUUACGCGUUAAUUUGGUAUUUCAUGAAAGAGGGAUGAUAGUAAGACUUUUACAUGGAUUAAGCCUUUAUGAUGAUCAUAAUGAUCAUACAAAGCAAAUUUUUUUUAAAGAGUGGGUUAAAUCCUUUUUUAUUUAUACGGGUGAGUACAAUUUGAAUCAAAUUACAGAUUCAAAUGACUCACAGAUUUAAAUUGACGUACAAUUAGCAUUUGUAUUUUAAAAUGAUAUUUAUAUUAUAUAUUAUAAUAUGUCAAUGUAUUUAAUUAUAUAAUUUUGCCCAAAUUUAAACAAAAAAUAAUUUAUAAAUUUUUGGGGUCGGCCAAAAAUAAUCGGCAAAAUUGUCACGUGAUCGAAGAAUU